This is a messenger RNA of Aspergillus welwitschiae, 249 nucleotides long. RefSeq lists its product as uncharacterized. The record is from RefSeq and is a predicted model, not a curated record. Lineage: Eukaryota; Fungi; Ascomycota; Eurotiomycetes; Eurotiales; Aspergillaceae. The coding region runs from base 1 to 249 and encodes 82 amino acids. The transcript has 3 exons.
AUGGCUGUGGUUUGUACGACACCACCCACUGCACUUCUGGGAACUACGCCUGCUCCAGCCGUGGAAGAGCUGGAUUAUAUCUCUUACGAUGCCUUCUUUGUUAUACUUCACGGCGAGUUACAUAGUGUGCUAUUCGGUGCUUACUGUUCCCUCCACUCUUCGGUUAUCCUUACUGGCACGGAUAACAGGGACAGAAAAAUUGGCUUAUUAGCUAGCCCCUUUCUGCCGAAGAUGAUCUGUCGAGUUUAG